This is a messenger RNA of Pistacia vera, 1071 nucleotides long. Its product is annotated as strigolactone esterase D14-like. The record is from RefSeq and is a predicted model, not a curated record. The transcript is spliced from 2 exons. Lineage: Eukaryota; Viridiplantae; Streptophyta; Magnoliopsida; Sapindales; Anacardiaceae. Bases 325 to 1071 code for a protein of 248 amino acids.
CGAUUAUUUGGUCUUAUUUUCUUAACGCAAACUAGAAAGAAAAUUAGCCGACAGGCUAAAGAAGAGUGGCUAGAGUAAGCAGAUAAUACAUUGUGGCAUUUACACUGUCCAAUCAGAAUGUAGGUGUCGUAAGAUACGCUGGUAUCUAAAAUGGUAUAAAUAGCAGUGCCAAACAUACUACGACUUAUAUAACCAAUCCACAAACCUCCACGCCUUUCCUCACCUACCUAUAAUAUAUUAGUUAUUACAAUUAUAAACAGUACCUUAUCUAACAAACCAUUCUCAGCAACCUUUCUAAUCAAGGUUUCCCAAUCGCCAAAAUUCAUGGGCAACAUCCUCUUAGAAGCUCUCCAUGUUCGUGUUGUAGGUUCCGGAGAAAAAUUUCUGGUACUUGCCCAUGGAUUUGGGACUGACCAAUCCGCCUGGCAACGCAUUCUUCCAUAUUUCACCCAUUAUCGUGUAAUUCUCUAUGACCUUGUUUGUGCCGGUAGUGUAAAUCCUGAUUAUUUUGACUUUAGUAGGUACACAACUCUUGAUGCUUAUGUUGAUGACUUGCUUAACAUUCUCGAAGCCCUUGGUGUUGAUCGCUGCGCCUAUGUUGGUCACUCUGUUUCCGCUAUGAUUGGAAUCUUAGCGUCUAUUCGCCGCCCCGAGCUCUUCACUAAGCUCAUUCUUGUCGGCGCUUCUCCAAGAUUUUUGAAUGACAACGAUUAUCAUGGGGGAUUUGAGCAAGGUGAAAUUGAGAAAUUGUUUACGGCAAUGGAAAGGAAUUAUGAGGCAUGGGUUUAUGGGUUUGCACCGCUAGCAGUGGGGGCAGACGUGCCAGCAGCUGUUAGAGAAUUUAGCCGGACCCUAUUCAAUAUGAGGCCAGACAUAUCGUUAUUUGUUUGCAGAACCGUAUUUAACUGUGAUCUUAGGGGCUUCCUUGGCCUAGUGAAGGUGCCGUGUUGCAUAAUUCAGACCGCCAAGGAUGUCUCGGUCCCCAUAUCAGUAGCCGAAUAUCUACGGAGACAUCUGGGUGGGCGUACCACGGUGGAGAUUUUGAAGACAGAAGGUCAUUUNCUCUAUUGA